Molecule: messenger RNA, 970 nt
Organism: Rubroshorea leprosula
Lineage: Eukaryota; Viridiplantae; Streptophyta; Magnoliopsida; Malvales; Dipterocarpaceae
Source: the annotation of a GenBank genome assembly
UUCUGUGUAACUUUCAUUUGUUGUUUGUGACGGUUGGUGAUCUGAAUCGUCUGAUCUCUGAAACCUUGAGUGGUGUUACUUGCUGCCUUGGGUUCCCUGGCAGCUCAACUCUGACCUCUGAAAACUUGCAGCGAAUCUAAUUCCCUUCCCCCUUCUGCACUUCUUUAUGGUUGGAUUUGCACCUCUCACCUCACGUGGUUUUCAGCAGUAUCGGGCAUUGACUGUCCCUGAACUCACCCAGCAGAUGUGGGAUACCGAGAACAUGGGGUGUGCUGCUGAUCCAUGACAUGGUUGCUACCUCACGGCCUCAGCCAUGUUCAGGGGCAAGAUGAGUACCAAAGAAGUUGAUGACCAGAUGAUUAAUGUUCAGAACAAGAACUCUUCCUACUUUGUUGAGUGGACUCCAAAUAAUGUGAAGUCCAGUGUCUUUGAUAUUACUCCUAGGGGUCUCUCUAUGGCUUCAACCUUCAUUGGUAACUCAACCUCCAUCCAGGAGAUGUUCAGGCGUGUUAGUGAGCAGUUCACUGCCAUGUUCAGAAGAAAAGCUUUCUUGCACUGGUACACUGGGAAAGGAAUGGAUGAAAUGGAAUUCACUGAAGUUGAAAGCAACAUGAAUGAUCUUGUAUCUGAAUAUCAGCAGUACCGGGAUGCAACUGCUGAUGAGGAGUAUGAAUAAGAGGAUGAGGAGGAAGGUGUGGCCGAUGACAUUUAAGAGACAAAAAUAAAAGCCUUCAAUAUCCUGCUGCCCCAGAGAGGAAGGAGAAAUUUCAGCAUCCGUUUGGUUGCUCAUCCACUGCUUAGUGGAAGUGGAAAAUUGCAUAUUUUCCUUCUGGUUUAAGUAGUUAAAUAUUUGUAUUCGAGAUAUGUUAAAACUAGUCCCUUUUUUUUUUUUUCUAUCCUGCUUAUGUUUGAAUUCUAGCCUUUUUCCUGGGUUUUAUUCACUUUCUACUAAUGAAGUAGCAUUAUAAUA